Messenger RNA from Dermacentor andersoni, 1217 nucleotides. RefSeq lists its product as uncharacterized. The record is from RefSeq and is a predicted model, not a curated record. NCBI's taxonomy places the organism in Eukaryota, Metazoa, Arthropoda, Arachnida, Ixodida, Ixodidae.
AGGCUUCUAUAAAGGUGUUGUUAGCAGUCAUCGCUCGUCCUGUGUCCUCCCUUGUCCGUGUUUUUGGCGCUGUUUUAAAUAUGAAUGUCCCGAGUGAAGUGUUGCAAUCGAACCGGUAUAGUACGAGUCAAGUUUUUCCAAUACGAAGUUUCUUAUCCAAGUCGCCCUGCGAUACGCGUCGUCUGCUUCUUAAUUUCGCGAAAGAUGAAAUCAUACACUGUUGUCUUUCCACCGCGAUGACACGCAUAACGGUACACAAUCUUCCGGCAUCCGUUUUUGUUUUGUUUUUUCGGGCUUCUGGCGCGGCGGCAUCACGGCGACUGAGAACUACGAGGCCAUGGAGGAAGGAAACUGAGGAGAGGCCCUACCCCCUCCGCGCGCUAGGAGAAAAGUGUGGAGAAAAUGACGUAGGUAUCAACUUAUAUUCCCUCGGCUCCUACGUCUUGGGCUACUACCGGAAUGUAGCGAGCUCGGGGAUCUUCUACGACAUCAUCCUUGGUGCUGAGUCAGGCGUGGACAUGGCAUCUGAUUAUAUGCUCUUCAGUGUACUCCAAGUGCCGGCCAAUCCGGCACUUUCUGGUCCGAGUCCUGCGCAAGUGGUGGAGACUCUGCGCAAGUUCCUGACGCUGAACGCCGGGACCAUCGUCGUCUGCUGCGCUGGCCAUGUGGCGGGCGCCCACUUUCUAUCCCGCAAUGUUCCUGUGGCGGGAGUUUACAACGCCGACGAGGAAUGGUCCGUGCGCAAUCGAGCAUUCCUGCAGCGCGCCAUCGGCCACAUAGCCCUGGCUAUAGUGAAGGGAGUCAUCUUGUAUCAGAUAUACAUAUUCUACCAGGACUGUAAGACCAACCCGCCGACGCAGGGAGUUAUCUUCGUGUUGAACCCGUUUACAAGGUAUCCAGCGGUGGCUGUUCCCGGGAUCCCGGCGGCGCCUGCCCAGGUCGAAAUGGCGCCUGCCCAGGGCCAAAUGGCGCCUGCCCAGGGCCAAAUGGCGCCUGCCCAGGGCCAAAUGGUGCCUGCCCAGGGCCAAAUGGCGCCUGCCCAGGGCCAAAUGGCGCCUUCUGCGAGUCGGCCAUCGUAGGUUUUAUGUAUAGUGUCAAUGCGCUUACGAAUAAAACAAAUUUGUGGCUCUCGUAUAUACACUCUAUACAGUAUGGUUCAACGAAAGCAAUGUAUUUGAUGCAUAUAGCGCAGAAUAAAUUGUGUUUUUGUGCCGGCA